AUGUCAGAACCUGGCGAUGGGGCACAUGCCCUCGCACUCCCAGACUCCUCAAGGGUGGUCCCUACCUCCACAGAAGCAAGGGCCAAGUGCCGCAUCGCUGCGUUGGAAGAAGAAUUACAAAUGAUGAGGCAAGAAAGAGGAACAAAGCAAAGAAAAACUACCUACUAUGUCGCUCAAGGCAGGGGGGUUCGUCACAUGAGCGUCCUUUAUACUAACCUAGAAGACUUGAUUGCCAAGAACAAUCACAGGUAUGAGGAAGCCAUAUUGGACAACUUGGAGGGCAGCACCCCAGAGUAUGUCUUUUGUAUUUUUGUAACAUAUCUAACUCCAUUUUUCAGACAAAAUCGCCUGCAGCGAGGCUACCUCACACUCUCACAAGCUCUGCCGUGGUUUUAUUCUAAACUUUCAGACCUUGAUGCUGAUGACUGUGAAGAUAUGUUGAAAAAGAUUAAAAGAGGAGCUGAUGCGGCCCAUGGUGAUGAUACUUCCACCCUUAAGGACCUCAUCGCUACCUGGGUUAAUCAGGAUUUUCACCUGUCGCCUCUACUCCGGUCUAAUGACAAGCAGCUGUGUGGCUUCGCACAUGAUGUUUGUGGGAAUUUACUAUGCCCUGCUGAGUGGGACUGGAAUGAUAACUGUGUGAAGGCCAGUAUUCGCGAUAGAACAUUGGACUUCAUUGUAUCAGAAAAUUCCUGGCCAUGGUUUGUGUACGAGAACUACUCGUUCAAUGUUAGCGACCUAGAGAAAGGUCUUUUCAAGUCGAAAAUCCUCGUUCAGGCUUUCAAAGCCAUAUUUACAUCGCCAUCUUCUGCAAGAGAAGCUGAUGGCGAUGGCGCCGACAUCCUCGAGAAUAACAGGCACGCUUGUCGGGCAUUAAAUCAAGUCAAGGUCAAAAUGUGUGUUCGUUUUGCGCUAUCCAGCGUCUCAUCUUGGCACACCGUCAAUGGGGACUUUGACUAUGAAGGAUUCUGGAAUAAUAUUGUUGACUUCUUCGAGGAAGUCCCUGGCCCUGUUGUACAAUGUAGGGUAAGCAAACUUCUUGAAUGGUGGACAAGGAAGAUUUUUGGAAAAAAUCACCGUGAGGAUCUCACACCUGAAGUUGUGUCUCAGAUGUCCGUUACAGUGCUGGCAGAACAGAGAAGGGCACAAGAGGAUGCUGCAUUCAAUUCGGAGUAG
Molecule: messenger RNA, 1176 nt
Organism: Suillus fuscotomentosus
Lineage: Eukaryota; Fungi; Basidiomycota; Agaricomycetes; Boletales; Suillaceae
Exons: 7
Coding region: 1-1176 (391 amino acids)
Source: RefSeq, a predicted model, not a curated record